Messenger RNA from Podarcis lilfordi (Lilford's wall lizard), 9250 nucleotides. The record is from the annotation of a GenBank genome assembly. NCBI's taxonomy places the organism in Eukaryota, Metazoa, Chordata, Lepidosauria, Squamata, Lacertidae.
AUGGCAGGUGGGCUAGGGAAUGCAAUGGGGAGAGGAGAGAUUGGCAAAAAUUGCCUUAUCCACUUUCUUCAUCAUGGAGCCCUGUGGAUGAGAGGACAAGACCCACUGCAGCAUAUAUUCCACAGGUGUCUUGAUCUUAAUGGGUACCUCUCAGUGAGCACCCUUUUAUAUCAUGUAGAGCAUGGGUAGGCAAACUAAGGCCUGGGGCCCGGAUCCGGCCCAAUCGCCUUCUGAAUCCAGCCUGUGGACAGUCUGGGAAUCAGUGUGUUUUUACAUGACUAGAAUGUUUCCUUUUAUUUAAAAUACAUCUCUGGGUUAUUUGUGGGGCCUGCCUGGUGUUUUUACAUGAGUAGAAUGUGUGCUUUUAUUUAAAAUGCAUCUCUGGGUUAUUUGUGGGGGAUAGGAAUUCGUUCAUAUUUUUUUUCAAAAUAUAGUCUGGCCCCCCACAAGGUCUGAGGGACAGCGGACUGGCUCCCUGCUGAAAAAGUUUGCUGACCCCUGAUCUAGAGUUUCAUCAAAUUACUGAACAUUGUAUAAAUGAAGACCACAACAUUUUGGAGAUCUGCUAUUUUCCUUUGAAAUCACUCAGUAGGUUUCAGUUUCCCAUGAAAGUCCAUUUUAAAGCACAAAUGUUUGCUUUUCACAGAAAUUUGGUUUACUAAACUUUGAGUUCCUUCAUUCAAGGAUUUAUUUUCUAAGUACCAAGUCUUUUAGAGUUUGUAAGUGAAACUAUAGUGUCAGUUAGACUAGAACAACAUAGUUGUUCUGUAAUAAUGCCAUAAACUAGUAAGCUUUAAGAAAUUGUAGAAAUCCUGUGCCAAAAUAGCAUAGGUCUGUCAAUGGGUGUCUAAAUAAAGCCUCCAAGUUCAAUGGCACUAUACCUUUAAUUGUUGUUGUUUAGUCAUUUAGUUGUGUCAGACUCUUCGUGACCCCAUGGACCAGAGCAUGCCAGGCACUUCUGUCUUCCAUUGCCUCCCGCAGUUUGGUCAUGCUCAUGCUGGUAGCUUCGAGAACACUGUCCAACCAUCUCGUCCUCUGUCAUCCCCUUCUCCUUGUGCCCUCCAUCUUUCCCAACAUCAGGGUCUUUCCCAGGGAGUCUUCUCUUCUCAUGAGGUGGCCAAAGUAUUGUAGCCUCAGCUUCAGGAUCUGUCCUUCCAGUGAAAACUCAGGGCUGAUUUCCUUAAGAAUGGAUAGGUUUGAUCUUCUUGCAGUCCAUGGGACUCUCAAGAGUAUACGUUUAAUUAUAUGAUAUUAAAUACAAGCAACAGGGAGAAUUUUUUUUUAUUUGUUUCCUGCUUGUGAAUGUGCAGAAGCAUCUGGUUGGCACUGUUGGAAACAAUACACCAAACUAGAUAGAGCUUGUUCUGAUCCACUAUGGCAGUUCUUACAUCCCAUGUAUUUAUAUAUUUGUUUACAUACUAUGGAAGUUGCAAAACCACAUCCCCUGAUGCCACAUACUUCUCUAUUGCUUUGGGCACUGAUCUCUUGUAUAGAACUUCUGUUGAUACAGAGCACAGUGCUGAUAAUGGUGGAGGUUGUGCUUGAGAGCAGAAUGUAAGACACGCUGUAAAAUUCUGUAGCGUGAAUUAGAUCGAUGCCUUUAUACCACAGUUCUUGGGCUGCAAGGAAUUUGCUGGCAAGAGCAAUUUGCUUGUAUAUUAUAAGGUCAGUUAAUUAGUAGCCUCACUGCAAACUAACAAAGACCUCUGAUAUUAUCCCCUAAAUUUAUUGUGACUGCUACUCCACUGAACAGUAAACUUGAUCUUCUCUUUUAUGUCUUGGAAGUUAACAGUGCAAGGCAUACAAAGCUCUAUCAAAGUACUGGGCUCUUAAUGGCCUGCCAUUAAUGAUUUGUAUGAUGCAAUAAACAAACGUGGCUUCUUGGACUCUUCCAAAUAUAGGCAGAAUGAACUGGUUUUAUUCUGAAAUAUUUAUCUGACAUACUUUGAAUUGAGUUUUCAUUCUGCCGGUACAGAAAAGGCAGCACAGACAAUCUUGAUUAGAUUUAAUUUGAAAUAUCUUGUUGAAACAUGGACAAUUCUACUUUUGCAUAAAUACUUGUGAAUAAGUUUUUUUUGUGAGGAAAUUAUAAUCUCUCUUUGACACACAUACACAUGUAUCUUAGUUCUCAAUAAGUGCUUCCUACAAUGUGGGAAAUGGAUGGGCAAGGAAUUAUCAAAUGAGAUAUUUUAUCUUAAGGGGAAUAUAAAUUGAGUGGUUAAUAUCUGCAAUAACCGGUCAUUAUGCACAUUCACUAGGCCACCUGGAGUAUAUGCACAUAAUCCUUCCAUGAACAGGGAAAUGUGCACAGUUCUAUGUGCAUAGGUGCAUGGUUUCAGAUAAAAUUAUAUGAAUGCCAUGAAGGGGACAGCAAGCAUGAUCACAGCUCCUCUCCCACAUACUCAUACACGAGAGAGAGAGGGGUGUGUGGAAGGCUCAUUUAUCAACUGAAUCACUGCUUCUGAUAUCCUCUAUAUAGGUAACUAUGAAAUUUAGUUCCUAGACAGUUUUGUGAUGACCAUAAUCUUUUUCUAUGCAACAUCAAGAGUUAUAAACUUGCAGCUGCCCAUCUACUUAGAAGCUUGUCAUACUCUACUAGGUACAAAGGUACAUGCUCAGUUAGGCUGUUUUUCAAACGGGUAUUCCUUCAUGUCUAAAUGUUUGAACUUCAGGGAUAAAUUACAAAAACAGUAAUUUAAAAAAAUACUGAAAGACUGAGGAGAAACUGAAAGAGCUAAACAUCCAAGAAUAUGUAUAAGUCAACUUGCCCGAAUCCCAAUGUAGAAGGGCAAUUUCUCUAGAAUCAGACAUGUCUGAUCAUAUUUGAUAGCCCCCCUGUUUCUUAGCAAUACUAUAUAGUUAGCUUUAAAAAAAUUCCAUCCAUAGAAAUCAGCUGACACAAGGUGAUUUUCAUCUGAAGUAUUAAUCACUGUAUCUACUGAUAUUAACUAUGAUGUAUUAUUUUUCAGUUGUAGAUUUGCUGGAAAAUACUAAAACGAAGGGUUUCAACACUGUGAUUAUCAUUCUGCUAGUUCUUAGUUUGAUCAGCUCCUUCCUCAGUUCUGGAUUUACAUGCUACAAUGCCGUUAGCAACCCCUACCAAACCUUUUUGGGCCCUAUUGGGGUCUAUACCUGGAAUUCUAUAUCUGGUAAGUAAUAUACAUUGUUGUUGUUGUUGUUGUUGUUGUUGUUGUUGUUGGCAUCCUUCUGUCUCAGGAGACAAUGAAGGGGUCACCUUUGGGGUGAAGUCAAACCGUUGGAGAGUUACAUCACCUGCUGUGGCUGUAGAGACCAAUAUGGGAGAGACAUGUUCUAUUGUAGGUGGGGCAGGUGAAGGCGUCUGGUUUUGCUACUAUGGGUACACUAUGGGUUUUUCUUCUCUCUGUGUUCCUCCCAGCUGUCAUUUAUCCUCUGGUCACUGCUUGUGGAUACGUGACCUGACUGUCUCCAGGCACUGCGGUCACCUGCAAUGGAUUCCCACACGGUGGGGUCAAUGUUGCCAACCUUCACGUUACAUUUGCAGAUAUCUUUGUAACAUUUGGUCUGCCAAUGGGCCUGAUGCCUUAAACCAGCUUCCCACGGAGUAUGUCCCUGGGGAUCUUGCCAUCUUCCAUUCUGUGGACAUGACCAAGCCAGUGUAGACAUAUGGUUUUAAAAAUAUGAUAUUGCCAGUUUAAGGCCAGUGAGACCAUGCACCCACUUUCCCUUGGUCUCUCAAGUUCAAAAUCCAGAUAGGGAGAAUGAAAUACCUGGGACCAGGAAAGAUGACUUACAUUGUCCUGGUCAAUUUUGCUGCUACGGCCUGAGAAACCCUCCUCUGAGAUGGUCAUACUUAUUUGUUGCUUACAUCCGUAGCUGGCAGGAAGAGUUACACAGUGGGAGAUGAGGGCUUCCUCUGAUGCAGUAGGGGUCAGAAUGGUACUCCUGCUAAUGACUUGCAGUUUUUCCUAGCAUCCCUGUGAUUGAUGAUGAUGCCAUUAAUGAAAAAAAUAUCCAACACAAGUUUAGGAAACAAUUCACCUAUUUUGUAGAUGUUUAAAGGGUAAGAAGAAGUGUUUUGCCUUGGCUGUAUGCCUGUAGUGAAUGAACUGAUUUUGAGAAGAAACUGCUUGCUUAAUUAUUUAUAUAUCAGCAUAUUUCUGGGCCAAUGCUUCUUUCUUUCUAAAAGGCACUCAAAGAGACUUACGUAUAAUAUCAUGUUAGCUCACAAACUUUAGCCCACAUAUCUUUUCUGUUGUGUAGUGCUGUUUUGAGAGUGUAGUUUGAAGCAAAAAAAAGUGGUGCAGUGGUGCAAAAUCUCAACAUAACAGUGGAUGAAUAUUUUCUCUCUCUUCUUUAUCAUGUUAUUUUUAUUAUUUACUAAAUUUGUUAGUUGCUUUAUCUUGUCCAGGGCAACCCAAAGAGGCUUACAACCAACCAACCAACCAACCAACCAACCAACCAACCAACUAACUAAGUAACUAACUAACUAACUAAACAAACAAACACUUCCAUAGAUGCAUUAAAAGCAAAGGAGGGAAAUAACUACAGUGGUACCUCGGAUUACAUACGCUUCAGGUUACAGACUCCCCUAACCCAGAAAUAGUGCCUCAGAUUAAGAACUUUGCUUCAGGAUGAGAACAGAGAUCGUGCUCCGGCGGCGCAGCAGCAGCGGGAGGCCCCAUUAGCUAAAGUGGUGCUUCAGGUUAAGAACAGUUUCAGGUUAAGAACAGACCUCCGGAACGAAUUAAGUACUUAACCCGAGGUACCACUGUACAUAAGUAACAUCAGGGGUCAACAAACUUUUUCAGCAGGGGGCUGGUCCACUGUCCCUCAGAUCUUGUGGGGGGGCAGGGUAUAUUUUUUUGGGGGGAAUGAAUUCCUAUACCCCACAAAUAACCCGGAGAUGCAUUUUAAAUAAAAGGACACAUUCUACUCAUGUAAAAACAUGCUGAUUCCCGCACCAUCCGCGAGCCGGAUUUAGAGAGCGAUUGCCUACCCAUGAGUAACAUCCUACUCUCUUUUAAAAGGCACAGAUAGUAAAAGCCCACUGAUAAUUAAAGGUCAAAGGCUUGGUUAUAAAGUUUUUGCCUGGUGCCUAAAGAUAUGUAAUAAUGGCACCAAAUGAGCCUCCUGUCCACAAGUUGGCAGCCAUCACAGAAAAAGGAGUUCCAAAUCCAGACUAAGACACCUGAACCCUCUUGUCACUUAGUCUUAUGGUAGCGUCACACACUAAAAAAAAACCACAACCCUCCAUGGAAAGACAGCAUAAGAAGGCCCCUUUUGCAAGAAACAAAAACAGGUAUGGAUUAAGUCGUAGUAAGAUUAUUCUAGCAAUACAGUGAGGUUCAGAUGCUUCCUGCAGAAAUACAGGACCAGGGAUUGCACAAUGCUUUAAAAACUGGGAGAAAAUUUUGACACAGCACUAACCGCAUCAGGUAGAUAAUGUAUAUAAAAUUUCCAGUUAUCAGAUCAACAGGGACCAUUCUCAUAAACUAUAGAAAUUGGUGGCUUAUAACAGCAGACCAUUCUCAUAAACUAUAGAAAUUGGUGGCUUAUAACAGCAGACCAUUUUUGUGUGUGCACCGCAGAGUAUACCAAUAUCUGCAAACUGAGAGUGCCUCCAAAAUUCAUCUAUAACACCUAUUUCUUCUGUAGCUGUGCACAAGCUGAGUAAUAGUAGACAAGCCAUCUUUCAAGGAAGGUUGUUCAAAUGAGCUUCUUCAGAUGCCCCCGAGUUCAUAUUCGAAACAGAACAGAAUUGAAUAGAAUUGUGACUGUAGAUUGCUGUCUUCUAAUUAUCUGAUCUGUACUUGAUCUCCUUGAAAUGUAAGACUACUGCAGAGAAAGACUAAUAGUUGGAGUAAUGCGGUCAAUAGCUGCAAUCUCAAUGAGCUGUGUAUGGCUAGGCACAUGGAAACUGAAUGCAGUCAGGUUUUUUUCCUUUUGUUUUAGUUUUUAAAUUACAAUAGCAGCUCCAACAGCUGCAGAAGCAAGAAGUGCUUAAAUCUCAACAGCUCCUUUGGAUUGCAGCCAAUAUUUCUUAAAUAAACUCAGUAUUCCACUCAUAAUACAAGUAUAAGCAGAAUCCAUUUGUACAAAGAUACAUCAGCUUUAUCAUCUCCCUACUUACAUUUAAAUAUUAUACAUUUUAUUUGUGGGUUUAAUGAACGGUGGAGGUUGCAUAUGAACUAGCAACACUUGAAUGAGAAGUCUCUUUGAUUAGGCUUCUGGAACAAAACUAUUAAUCAUGAGCAUUUGCUUUCACUACAUGACAGCAAAAUUGGAAUAUGCCAUAUAAAUUAACUAACCAUAUGAUAAUAGUAGUCAGCAGGUAUUAUUCACAUAAACACAUAACAAGAAAAUGAUCAUCAGGGCCAGCUCUACCAUUGGGCAGAGUGAGGCAGCUGCCUCACAUGGCAGAUGUUCAAUGGCAGUGCAGUAUCUCCCCACCAUUAUCCAGAGUCUUGUAAGCCAGCUUGCUCUGCACCCCCAAAGAUAGCCUGUUGUUUCCAGGUUUGAUGGAGAAAGGAAAGCUGUCAUUUGAACAGUGUUAAAUAAGAUACAACUACAAGUUCAGCUGGAUUCUAUGGAAGCUGCUGUUCCAUUAGAGUAACAGAUUUAUAGUUGUGCAAUGGAGCUUUCUUCUCCUCUACCCUGGUAGCCUCAUGUGUACUCCAAAAAUCUGGUUCAGAGGGUUGGAGAACUUUCUGGAGCAUAUUUUGAGGGCAUUUGGGGAGGGAAGUGGAAGGCUUGUUGCAUGAGUGGAACUCUCCACAUACACUGUUGGAUACAAGCCUGGAUGAAAUGGGAUGGUACCAUCUUAUCCAUUGCCUCAGGCAGCAAAAUGUAUUGGGCCAGCCGCGAUGAUGACAUAGCAAUGUCCAAAAUAGCUCUGGGAGAAUGUGACAUCCCAGGAUGCCCUCUGGAGGAAAGGCAUUUAUCCUGCCUAGAUGCAGUGUGUGUUAGUCCCUCAAACAAGUGUAUGGGAACUGUAACUAACAUGAUGCCCUGGCACUGGUGAAUGAUUCAUGCAGCUCUCAUCUAGUAAUCUAAGGGCCCAAACUGAAGUGCUGCACAAGAUCUGUGAGUGGCUCUCUUGACGUUGUUUUCAGACUUUGAAGCAGCAGCUGGAAACUCUGAUUUUGAUCAGAGCAGAGAAAAAGUAGGGAUUAGUCAUUUCUCCCUGCACCAUUUCCCCCAAUCUAAAUCAUCCACACAUCCCAAAGCUAUUAGCCCCCUGAGAAAGAUGCAGGCAUGAAGCAGGUGUCCCGCCAGGAGGCAAUCUAGAGCAUGGAAAUGGCACAGAGAAGCUUAAUUGCUUGCCCAACGCUGCUGUGAUGGCUGAUUUGUCAUUGCUACUUUGUGAUAGUGGUCCUAAUAAAGGUGUUAUGCUGCUAUAACUUCUGCAUGUCUUUUUCCUAAUUGACCAACAAAGGUACCUAUGAUGUCUGAUCUGUGGCAGUUAUGAUACACGCAACUGUCACUUGAUGGGUCACACUGCUCUAGUAAAUACAGAUAUCAGAUUUCUCCAAGAUAACGUUGUGUCAUUUAUUUUACAAUCAGAGGGUAGUUUUAGCAUUUACUUUACGAUGGUCCUAUUCUGUACUAGCUGUCUCCCACACAAAUCCCAUCUGCACUUUGCCUCAGGCUGAGUUUCCACUCUCCUACAUAAAACCUCCCAGACAUCUUCCACCCCAAACAUAACAAACCUGUUAAAGAAAUAUCACCACAAGACCGUUGCUACAUUUUGAAUUUUAAUAAAAGUUGUGAGGUUAGUAAAGCCUUGAAGAGGGCAGCAUCAGAACUGAAGUUGCAAAAAUAGGGCAAAACUUUGCUAAGAGAAAAAUCAGCAAUACAUCAGGUUCUGUAGAGGAGGGGAGAGACAGAGAGAGCAGAUUUCUAGACGUUUCAGAAAGUUGAGAUUUGUUAGAAUGUAAGAUGAACUCCAUCAAAUAUUUCCCUGGGGGUAUAACCCUUCAUUCCCCUAUUUGGCUUACAUCUGGUUUCUUUUGAUGUGCUUUGCUAUCCUUGUGAUCUCGCUACUGAAAUAACUCCAGUUCUUACACUAAAUAUGUCUCAAGAGGCUCCUGCUUUUUCUAACGGCAAGCUUUGGACUAAAAGAAUUUAUUCACAGGGAAUGGGGGAGCCUGUUACAAAAUAUACCAGCAUUAGAUCGUUCCCAUAUAAUAUCUUUUUUUGUUGAAAGAUGGUUCUUACUACCAGAGUACUUUACUUUUCUGCUUUCCAGCUUAAUAGUUCCUUUUGGAAGUGAUUUGGUACCAGUAGAGGAAGAUUUCUGAAGCACUGUAAAAAUGUCAGGUUCCAGUGUCAGCAGAUGAAAAUCAGGAUAGUUGGUCCUAAAUUUAGCACCCCUGUGCUGAGUUUAUGCCAUUUUAGGCUUUUUCCAGACUUGGAGCCUUGGAAAUGGUGGUAUUUCCAGAUCUGUAUAACACCUAAACAGGGUUUAUUCAUCACUUGUAUUUCAGGAUAGUCCCAAUUACAGUCUGAUUCUGAGAGUAUUUACUUGGUAUCAAGUCCCACUGCAUUCAGUGGGGCUUUUACACAGGUAAGCCUGCAAAUGCCAGGCUUCAGUGGGAGCACACUUUUCUGCUGCUUUCCAAAACUAAAGUUAAGGGUCAGGCAUUGGAGCGCAGACUGGAAAGGACAUGUUUUUCCUUUGAAUUGUGAUAAUCUGAUGUCCAGUGAUUAAAAAAAAAUGACAGUGAGCUAGGCUAGAUUGCAUUCCCUACCACUGAUUUAGAUAAAAUGGGGUGGGGGGAGAGGUCAAGACUUGUGAAUUGCAAAAAGAGAAUUUCCCGAUAAUUUAAGCACUGCUCCACCAGCCUUGCCCUUUCUUCCAACCCCACCUAAGCCUCUGACAGCCUUAUUCUGCAAAUUUUGUUGACAACAGAAAAAAACUUUGAAAAAAAUAUUCAUCUGCCUACUAUCACUUUCUCAAACUAAUAUCAGAAAUAUUUGCUUUCCUUUUUAUUUUUAAGGCAUCUGCUCCCUCCUGGGCUUGUUUCUGUUUCCUGCAAAUGUGGAAGUGAACGAACUGUCCGUUGAGCUGGCUGCACCUUGCGGUCCUUCAAAAGAAGCCACACUCUCUAACACUUAUGGAUAUUCAUACUGGAUCGUGCUCCUUAUAGUCCUUUCAAAUGCUGCAGCUAUCAUUAUCAUUGUUUUCUACCAACGUGCAAGGUAUUCGAAAAGGAAAGAGCGAGAGAGACCCAUGGAAAUUGCACCCAAAGAUGGCAUUUUAUUUUGA